CUCCAGCCCAAGAAAAGAGGAUACGAUUCCCGUGCGCGCGCUGUAGGUGGCAUCGAUCAGGCAUCUGCAGCCAUGGGGAGGUCGCCGUGCUGCGAGAAGGCGCACACCAACAAGGGCGCCUGGACCAAGGAGGAGGACCAGCGCCUCAUCGGCUACAUCAAGGCGCACGGCGAGGGGUGCUGGCGCUCGCUGCCCAAGGCGGCGGGCCUCCUGCGCUGCGGCAAGAGCUGCCGCCUCCGCUGGAUGAACUACCUCCGCCCCGACCUCAAGCGCGGCAACUUCACCGACGACGACGACGAGCUCAUCAUCAAGCUCCACGCCCUCCUCGGCAACAAGUGGUCGUUGAUAGCGGGCCAGCUGCCGGGCCGGACGGACAACGAGAUCAAGAACUACUGGAACACGCACAUCAAGCGCAAGCUCCUCAACCGCGGCAUGGACCCGCACACGCACCGCCCCAUCAGCGCCGCCGCCGCCGCCAGCGGGCUCACCACGGCCAGCAACGCCGCCUCCAGCUUCCCCUCCUCUCCGUCGGCUCCCGCGUCCAGGCUCGCCAACGCGCUCUACACCGCCCCGACCACCACCGUCAGCUUCGCGAGGCCGUCGCCGUCGGACGACGGGCACAGCAGCAGCGGCGGGAGCAGCGACGGGCCGCGCUGCCCCGACCUCAACCUCGACCUCGACCUCGACCUGUCCAUGAGCCUGCCCUGCUCGCCGCCGCCCAAGACAACAACACCUGCCCCGGCGUCCCCGCUCCACACGCCGCAGCACCACCACCAGCAGAAGCAGAGCAUCUGCCUGUGCUACCACCUCGGCGUCCGCAACGGGGCGGCCUGCACCUGCAAGGCGGCGUCGCCGGCGGGCCACCGCGUCUUCCGGUUUCUCAGGCCCAUGGAGGAGGGCCAGUACAUAUAGCGCACUAGGCACCAAAAAACAAAAAAAGAAACUCUGUAAAAAGCUAAAGAUGGGAGAGAUUCUAGUUGGGAUAGCUGAUGUGGAUUAUUUCCCCAUGUUUCGCUUUAUCCAAAUAUCAUUCAUUU
Messenger RNA from Lolium rigidum, 1037 nucleotides. Its product is annotated as myb-related protein 308-like. The coding region runs from base 73 to 912 and encodes 279 amino acids. The transcript is spliced from 2 exons. The record is from RefSeq and is a predicted model, not a curated record. Lineage: Eukaryota; Viridiplantae; Streptophyta; Magnoliopsida; Poales; Poaceae.